CAUACUUUGCAAAGCAAUAAAUUAAUAGAUCAUAGUAAGUCUUCUAAAGAACGAUCAUACAAAAGAGCUUCAUACUAAGUGAAGAUGGGAACGAGGCAAUGGCCUCGACUGAUCCUUGCAUUGGCAUUUUGCCUAAUAGCUAUGAGUGUUGGUGCUGAUUAUAAGCCUUACUAUGGCCAACCGUCUAACUACUAUCCACGCCCCCCACCACCACCAUAUCAGCAAGUAAAUCCACCCUACUAUCACAAGUCACCUCCAUAUUAUUAUAAAUCUCCACCUCCACCCUCUCCAUCACCACCACCUCCUUAUGUCUACAAAUUCCCUCCAUACCAUUACAAGUCUCCUCCACCACCAUCUUCUUCACCUCCUCCACCCUAUGUCUAUAAAUCACCACCACCCCCACCCCCUUCACCACCUCCUCCAUAUGUUUAUAAGUCUCCCCCUCCACCUUCUCCAUCACCUCCUCCUCCCUAUGUUUACAAGUCCCCACCUCCACCUUCUCCUUCCCCUCCUCCACCAUAUGUCUAUAUGUCUCCUCCUCCUCUUUCCCCUUCUCCUCUCCCACCAUAUGUUUACAAGUCUCCUCCCCCGCCAUCACCUUCACCACCUCCACCUUAUGCUUACAAGUCUCCACCACCCCCAUCACCUUCACCACCUCCACCUUAUAUUUACAAGUCACCACCCCCACCAUCUCCAUCUCCACCACCUCCAUAUAUUUAUAAGUCACCACCUCCACCGUCCCCUUCUCCUCCUCCACCUCCUUCUCCAUCCCCACCACCUCCAUCUCCAUCACCUCCUCCACCAUAUGUUUACAAGUCUCCACCACCCCCAUCACCUUCACCACCUCCACCUUAUAUUUACAAGUCACCACCUCCACCAUCUCCAUCUCCACCACCUCCAUACGUUUACAAGUCUCCACCACCACCAUCUCCAUCUCCACCACCUCCAUAUAUUUAUAAGUCACCACCUCCACCGUCCCCUUCUCCUCCUCCACCUUAUGUCUAUAAGUCCCCUCCACCUCCUUCUCCAUCACCUCCUCCACCAUAUGUUUACAAGUCUCCACCACCCCCAUCACCUUCACCACCUCCACCUUAUAUUUACAAGUCAUCACCUCCACCAUCUUCAUCUCCACCACCUCCAUACGUUUACAAGUCUCCACCACCACCAUCUCCAUCUCCGCCACCUCCAUAUAUUUAUAAGUCACCACCUCCACCGUCUCCUUCUCCUCCUCCACCUUAUGUCUAUAAGUCCCCUCCACCUCCAUCUCCAUCACCUCCUCCACCAUAUGUUUACAAGUCUCCACCACCCCCAUCGCCUUCACCACCUCCACCUUAUAUUUACAAGUCACCACCCCCACCAUCUCCAUCUCCACCACCUCCAUAUGUUUACAAGUCUCCACCACCACCAUCUCCAUCUCCACCACCUCCAUAUAUUUAUAACUCACCACCUCCACCAUCCCCUUCUCCUCCUCCACCUUAUGUCUAUAAGUCCCCUCCACCUCCUUCUCCAUUCCCACCACCUCCAUAUGUCUACAAAUCUCCACCCCCUCCAUCUCCAUCACCUCCUCCACCAUAUGUUUAUAAGUCACCACCACCACCUUCUCCAUCACCACCUACACCAUAUGUUUACAAAUCCCCUCCUCCACCAUCUCCAUCACCUCCUCCGUCAUAUAUUUAUAAGUCACCACCACCUCCUUCACCUUCACCACCUUCUCCAUAUGUAUAUAAAUCUCCACCUCCACCUUCUCCAUCGCCUCCUCCACUAUAUUACUAUAAGUCACCACCUCCUCCAUCACCCUCACCUCCUCCUCCACCAUAUCAUCCUUACCUCUAUAACUCACCCCCACCUCCGGUAUAUUAAGUUUGCGGCUAAAGCAAUUUGAUUUUGUUUCUUUUUCAAUAAAUUAUGUUCAACAUUGUUGCACUUAAUUUGUAAUCACUUAUGUAUUAAUAAAAAGGGUCUACACUAAAGUGAGAGCCUUAUUUUGGCUGUAGUGUAGCCCAUGCGUGUGUAUUGGUUUUAAUUGAUCAAAAGUGUGUUUUAAUCUCUCUUACCAUAUGAAUAUCAAAAUUUGUUCUUCAUU
Glycine soja is the source of this 2083-nucleotide messenger RNA. RefSeq names its product extensin-2-like. The record is from RefSeq and is a predicted model, not a curated record. The transcript has a single exon. Bases 85 to 1860 code for a protein of 591 amino acids. Lineage: Eukaryota; Viridiplantae; Streptophyta; Magnoliopsida; Fabales; Fabaceae.